Molecule: messenger RNA, 3743 nt
Organism: Verruconis gallopava
Lineage: Eukaryota; Fungi; Ascomycota; Dothideomycetes; Venturiales; Sympoventuriaceae
Product: trehalose-phosphatase
Exons: 4
Coding region: 432-3188 (918 amino acids)
Biological process (GO): cellular response to heat; fungal-type cell wall organization; trehalose biosynthetic process
Cellular component (GO): cytosol; alpha,alpha-trehalose-phosphate synthase complex (UDP-forming)
Molecular function (GO): catalytic activity
Source: RefSeq, a predicted model, not a curated record
CGGCAGCAUUGACGUCAACUCCGCAGAACGCACAUGCGCAAACCGCCCGCCCACCAGCCCACUUACCACCACCACCCUAGCCCGUGCUACUGACCGUCGCUGGCACGCUUGGUAACAAGCAGUUCUCUCCUCCGUCAUCCGCCAUCCCAGCCGACUGGAUUGCUUGAUCAUCUGCCUGCUGCUCUGCUUCUCCAUCAUUCCUCUGCCGCCCUCGCUCUUCUUUCCUCCACAUCCCUCGUUCGUCACUCACCCCAUCGCAAUCAAGCCCCAGCAACCUCCCCUCGUUGAAGGCAAAGACCGCAAACCUACAGUCUCCUUACUGCGAGUCUUGCCGUCUCAGCCAGCGUCGUCGUCCUUCGGCCGAACAGCAGCAGCAUGCGAGAUUCCUCGUAGACGGUACCAAUCCCGCACAGAACUUUCCAGCUCUUACGAUGACGAAACAGGAAGAGAGUUCGCAAUCCAUCCGUGUCGAGGUGCCCGUCACGCCUGGCGUCGUAUCGUCUGGCAAGUCCACCUAUUUUGAGCAGGAACGUCCGGCCACCUCGUCUUCCGAGAAGCUGCCCUUCGACCCCGCUGGCUCCACCCCAGGCCCGCGAUGGAACGCAAACGCGUAUGAGCCGUCGCAGGAGUCUGCUGGCGUCAAUGCCGGCAGUGCUCGUGCGAGAGGCGCGUUCCCCAAUGAUGAGCUGGCCCAAGAUCCCGUCAAGAUGUAUCCGUCCCUGAACUUGAGCGGCCACAUCAUCAGCGUAACGUUCAACGUGCCGUACAGCAUCGGCUUCGUCCCAGGGAAGGACUGGGACCUACAACCCCGUCGCGGCACGUCUUCUCUCUUCGACUCUCUUUCUUACCUUGCCUCCUCGUCUUCGUCAUGGAACCACACCCUUGUCGGCUGGACGGGCGAAAUUCGAAAAAUGCCGGAUGCGGACACGCUCAAAAACGUAUCCGCUCCGCGCAGCAAACUAUCCGAACCCAUUUCGCUGCCUGGCAUGCCAAAGCCCAAGUUUAUCGAUCCGAACGAGAGUAUGCUCAUCACAAAAGCUGAUCGUCAACGCCUGGAGAAGCAGCUUGAACGCGAUCAUGGUGGCAAGAUCGUGCCCGUGUGGCUGACAGACGAGGGGAAGGAGGGCAAGGACGACGUCUUCACCAUCAAAGAUCAGAGCAGAUGGCGUAGAUUUGCAAGAAAAGAGCUCUACACCCUGUUCCAUUACAAACAGAACGAACCCACCGACGCAAAAGCUGCCCGCGUCGCCUGGGCUGACUACUACAGAAUGAAUGUUCUCUUCGCCAACCGCGUCAUGGACGUGUACAAACCUGGCGACGUUGUUAUCGUGCACGACUAUAACCUUAUGCUCGUGCCUAGCUUGUUGCGUCAGCGUCUUCACACAAUCUAUGUCGGUUUCUUCCUUCACAUUCCCUUCCCGAGCAGCGAGUACUACCGCUGUCUUGGCCGUCGAAAGGAGAUCCUCGAAGGCGUACUUGGCGCCAACAUGAUCGGUUUCCAAGCCUUGAGCUACGCUCGACAUUUCUCUUCAUGUUGCACGCGCAUCUUGGGCUUUGAUUCUUCAGCCUCGGGGGUUGACGCCUUCGGAUCGCAUGUAGCUGUAGAUGUCCUGCCGAUCGGCAUCAAUGCCCACGCUACAGAGAAGGCUGCAUUUGAGGAUCCAAAAGUCGAGGAAAACAUAAAACGCAUCAAGGAGAUGUAUGCAGGAAAGAAGAUCAUCAUUGGCCGUGACCGUCUUGACGCAGCACGGGGUAUCACACAAAAGCUGCAAGCCUUCGAACUGUUCCUGGAACGCCAUCCCGAAUGGGAGGAUCAGGUCGUGCUCAUACAAAUAACAAGCCCGACAGAUAUGAAUACCGAAGGUCGGGACGGUGAGAGCAAGGCGCUGGAAAAGAUCUCCGAACUGUCUGCGAGGAUCAACGGCCGGUACGGUUCGAUAGGAUUUUCACCAGUACGUCAUCUGCCACACUACCUUUCUCGUGAAGAGUAUUUUGCGCUGCUACGCUCCGCAGACGUGGGGCUAAUCACCAGCGUACGCGACGGCAUGAACACCGUCAGUAUGGAAUAUGCCAUCUGCCAGAAAGAAAAUCACGGCCAACUCAUCUUAUCCGAGUUCUCCGGCACGGCUCACAACCUGGAAGACGCACUGCACGUCAACCCGUGGGAUCUGGGCAAAGUAUCAGAUGCCAUCAAUGAAGCACUUUCGAUGUCGGAUGCCGAACGUGCGAUAAGGAGCAACAAACUGUACGAGCACGUCCGGACACACAACAUCCAGAACUGGACCAAGAGCUUCAUCAAACAUCUGUUGUCGAGCUUGGAGUCCUUUGAUCACUCUUUCGUCACUCCAGUCCUGAACAGGGUGCUUUUACUUAAACAGUAUCGCAAUGCUGAUAAGCGCAUCUUCAUGUUCGACUACGACGGCACUCUCACACCCAUUGUUCAAGAUCCCAAGUCUGCCAUCCCGUCCGACCGUGUGCUACGGAACAUCAAAGCCCUGGCUGCAGACCCGAAAAAUGCCGUCUGGAUCAUCAGCGGCCGUGACCAAGCCUUCCUGGAGGAGUGUUUCGGCCACGUGACUGAGCUUGGCCUCAGUGCUGAGCACGGCAGUUUUGUUCGUUACCCAGGGAGGGAGGACUGGAUUGACAUAACUGAGGAGUUCGGCAAGCAGUGGCAGGACGACGUGCUAGCCACGUUCCAAUACUUCACCGAAAAGACGCCAGGAAGCUUUAUAGAACGUAAGAAGGUCGCGGUGACUUGGCACUACCGACGCGCGGAUCCUGAGUUCGGUGCUUUCCAGGCGUCUGCGUGCAGGAAACAGCUAGAGCGCACGGUUGCAACUAAGUUCGACGUCGAAGUCAUGGCGGGCAAGGCGAAUCUGGAAGUCCGGCCGAAGUUCGUGAACAAAGGAGAGAUUGUGAAAGCGUUAAUCAAAGAGCACACAGAUCGUGGGCAGACGCCUGGGUUCGUGUUUUGCGCUGGUGACGACUUCACAGAUGAAGAUAUGUUCCGUGCCUUGAACCAGUCCGGUCUUUCAACCGAGAGCGUGUUCACGGUUACUGUCGGUCCAUCUUCGAAACAGACGCUGGCCUCAUGGCAUGUCGUCGACCCGGGGGACAUCCUGAGCACGAUCGGUCUGCUCAACGGCAACGCGGACGAAGCGAGUGCAGGAGACUUUGUCAGUUGCUGAUGAGGAAGCGCUAGAGAAUCGGUUCUAGAAAAGGAAAUUUUAAGAAAGGGGUCCAGAGAUGCGGUGUGCAUGAGCUAACACACAACUGGCGUUUUCUGGCAUAUCAUCAGCGCCUCAGCUGUUGUAUUUCAUUCAAAGAGGUGAGGUAUCCUUUAGCGGGUGUCUUGAGCGUCGGCGACCAGCACAUUAAAAGUUCGCCAUAAAUGCUUGUACGAGCAUGAGAAGGCGUAAUGUGAGGGGCUUCAGAGGACGGGGAAGAAUAGCAAAGAGAGCUCCACCCCUGAGACAGCCAAAAUCGGGGCAAUUCACGCAGAAUAGAGUGAGAGCGGAACAGCGAUAGAGCGUGGUAAUAGAGAUAAGUAAUCAUUUACUAGACUCAUAGUCCACUGCCUACCUCAAUAUACGUACGAAUUGCUCUGGAGGGAAAUAGACGAAGAUUAUGGAUGAGAUUUGAGAACUACAUGAGCAAGUCUCUCAAUUCAACACAUCUUUGAUCAGUACUUGGAACCCUACAUACGCGACAGUCAAAAGUGCAUUUUAUCUUGUUCCUUUCUG